AUGCUGGACCGUAUUGCUUUAGCGGUGGUGUUAUUGUUAUGUCAGGGUAGAUUCAACUCUGUGCCGGCAAUAUUUUUUGGCAAAGGAAGGUACCAAGUGACGUCAAGCUAUUUCCAUGACAACAGGGCGAGCAAAAGUCCGUUUUCCGCAGUCGUAACGGUUUCUGCGGAAGCAACGGUCGACUUUUACGAUUGUUAUUUUGAGAACCGCCAAGUUGUAACGUCCGCAGCACAGUUUUUCGCAAAAGGGGGAUCUUCGGUGGCUUUCAACGGUAUUAAUAUAUUUAACAUCACCGCAAUGAAUACAGCACAGGUAGUUUUUCUACGUAUACCAUCUGAUGGAAGCACCGGAGUUGUUCUAAGAAGAGAAUUUAAACUUUUAUGUCCUCAAGGGUAUGUGCUGCAUUCUCAAAAGACCUGCAAGUAUAACAUACGCAGCAUAUAUUGUUCAUACGCUUACUUAACCUGUGAGAAAUGUCCACCAAAGACCUAUACGAUUAGCAAAUCAGCAUUCGUGUUUAAUACAAGCAACAACAUCACCUGUAAGCCUUGUCCUCGCGGGGGAAGCUGUCUUAAUGGCGUCGUCAAAGCGAGGCCAAAUUUCUGGGGAUACAAAGCUAACACCUCGAUUAAGUUUGCGCAAUGCCCGCCGGGAUAUUGCUGCGAUUCCAAGGAUUGCGUCAGCUAUGAUAGUUGCCAUGGUAACCGAACUGGAACGCUCUGCGGUCGUUGCGCCAGCGGAAUGUCCGAUGGUUUGUUCAGCUCGUCAUGUAUUUCCAAUGCAAAAUGCUCAGUAUCUUUAUUCAUCCCAAGUGCACUAGCCAUAUUGGUUCUUUACCUUAUCUUUUUCCUUUACCACGAGGAGAUCGAAAGGAUCAUUUCGAGAAUUUUUUUUGGCAGCUUGAAGAUUUUUAACUCGCGGCGAAUUCCUGCUAGAACCCCAACGAAUGAAAGGAAUCGACGCGGUGGAAUGAUCAAAGUGGUAUUCUAUUACUACCAAGUGGUACGAUUGCUUCAAGGCACCGUAGGAUCACAGAAACGAAACCACGUAAUCGAAAAUCUGAAAGAUUUCAUCGCACGAAUUUUGAAUAUGGUUUUGGUCGACACGACGCUUUUGAAUUGUCCGUUUCAAAGUCUUCAACCCGUUCAGAAAGCUGCGAUACUGCACUCUGUUGGCUAUUUCCUGUUAGGAUUGUUGGCAAUACUUUACAUCAUCUCAGUUCUUGUUCUGUAUCUUCAAAAAUUCUUCAAAAUCUCUGGAUACAACGAGAUGACGAACAUAGCAGCAAAUGAAGAAGCCAGGCAGUCAUCAACGUUCAAGGCGCGUAUUGCUUCAGCUUUUACCUACAUAUCAUUAUUAAUGUACACCUCUUCCACCCAGCUCUGCCUUUCUCUUCUUCAUUGCGUACCAGUUGGAAACAAUCAGGUUCUGUUUCUUGAUGGGAAUGUAAAAUGCUACCAAACAUUUCAAUAUAUUCUUCUUGCCUACGUAGUAUCAUCGGUGUUUCCGUUUUGUCUCGUUCCUGUCCUUGGUGCGUAUCUUUUGAAAAUAAAUCGCAUUUCCGUUUCACAAUUCUGCGUCGCAUGCAUAUUCCCGUUGCCAUUUUGUUGUUUCUGGAUCUAUUUAGUACUCAGGGAGUAUCGCUGGCAGAAGCGAGCUGGCAAUGACACCAGGGAAUCCAGCGAAAGUUUUAGAGAAGCUAGUGAAGAUUAUUGCGUUGAGAGUUCUUCUGAAGAUCGUCCAAUCCAGCAGUUACCAGAUCAAGAAAUCACAAAGCAUUCCUAUGUUUCCCUGACUCUGUUCUCCCAUGGGAAGGUUACUUGA
Messenger RNA from Dendronephthya gigantea, 1824 nucleotides. RefSeq lists its product as uncharacterized. NCBI's taxonomy places the organism in Eukaryota, Metazoa, Cnidaria, Anthozoa, Malacalcyonacea, Nephtheidae. The transcript has 3 exons. The coding region runs from base 1 to 1824 and encodes 607 amino acids. The record is from RefSeq and is a predicted model, not a curated record.